AAAUAAAAAAUAUCGAGCCCGGAGCCGGUAAACAAAUCAGUAAUCACUAAUCACCAUCAAUACCGCCCAUGCCCUUUUUUUUCUUUACCGAGACGCUACUACUGUACUUUAUGUAGUUAUAGUGUAAUGUCAUUAAUUAUAAUCAAGUGAAUUAUUGUAUCUUUGGUUCAUACUUCAUAUUCCAAUUCAUGUCAUAAUCGUAUUCUUCUAAAUAGAAGAGAUUAUUUACAUAAUUAUUUACACAAGUGAAAUGAAACGGUGUGGAUGGGUUAAUAAUGAUCCUUUGUAUAUUAGUUACCAUGACAAUGAAUGGGGUGUACCUGAAUUACAUAGUCAAAAACUUUUUGAACUUCUUUGCUUAGAAGGACAGCAAGCAGGAUUAUCAUGGAUAACAAUUUUAAAGAAAAGAGAAGGUUAUAGACAACUGUUUCAUAACUUUGAUCCCUAUGAAAUUGAAAAAUUUGAUGAUAAUUGUGUUCAAUUUUUUUUAAGUGAAACAAGAAUAGUCAGGCAUAAAGGUAAAAUUCAAGCUAUCAUCAACAAUGCAAAAUGUUAUAUAGAUAUGGAGUCAAAUGAAGAAAACUUUUCAGAUUUCAUAUGGAAAUUUGUCCAUUAUAAACCAAUAAUUAACAAUUGGACAUCUGAUAAGGAAGUGCCGACAGAAACAGAGGUUUCAAAAGAACUUUCAAAAUCAUUAAAACAGAGAGGUUUUAAAUUUGUUGGUUCUACAAUAUGUUAUGCUUUCAUGCAGGCUAGUGGUCUUGUUAAUGAUCAUAUUACUGAUUGUGUUUGUAGAAAAAAUAUAUAGUCAUACUUUUAACUAAA
Molecule: messenger RNA, 825 nt
Organism: Pieris napi
Lineage: Eukaryota; Metazoa; Arthropoda; Insecta; Lepidoptera; Pieridae
Product: DNA-3-methyladenine glycosylase 1-like
Exons: 1
Coding region: 251-808 (185 amino acids)
Biological process (GO): DNA alkylation repair; base-excision repair
Molecular function (GO): DNA-3-methyladenine glycosylase activity
Source: RefSeq, a predicted model, not a curated record